CCAUCUUGGGCACAGGCGCGUGCGCAGUGCGGAGCGGCAGCAGGAGCGAUGGGGCCGGGACAGAACUGCACCGUGCGGGCUGAAUGGGUUGCUGCAGCCUCCAUAGCUGCUGGAGCAGCUGCUCUUGGAUAUCUAGCUUACAAAGCAAUUCUUUGUAAAGACAAAGCCUCCAAAGCAAUGGUGAACCCCAAUAUCCAGAAGGAUAACCCCAAGGUAGUCCAUGCCUUUGAUAUGGAAGAUCUGGGAGACAAGGCUGUGUACUGUCGUUGUUGGAGGUCCAAGCAGUUCCCACUGUGUGAUGGCUCUCACACAAAGCACAACGAGGAAACUGGCGACAACGUUGGGCCUCUGAUCAUCAAGAGGAAGGAGGCGUAGAGUGGACACUAGAAGCUCCAGAAUCAAUGUCUGACAAAUCCUCUGUUCUCUUGUAACUGGGGGGGAAAAAUCCACAAAUUCUUUGUCAUAUCACUGAAGACUUCCCAUUUAGUAUAUACAUCAGGCUUCAGCAUGUAUAUUUUCUCUGGUACUUGUUGUCUUUCAAUCACUACAAUGCAUAAUUUACUAAGUAGUUAUGGUUUAAAUUUUUUGUCCUGUAAAAUGUGUGUACCCUCUCACUAGUGUGAAACUAAAAUGAGGCACAGAAUGUACUUCAUCAGGAAAUAGGUAUUAAAUUAUUUUCAACUACAUGUGUAUCAAAAGGUAGAUAAUAAAAUCCUGGAGAGGUUCAGAGGUAGAUAGAUAUCCAUGUAAAAGGCAGUGGCAGGGAAGAAAUCACAGUGCCAUCUUUAUCUCUGAUUGUGCUGCAUUUUCUGCAGGUGUCACAUUUGUCUAUUACACUACAGUGCUCUAUGGCUUCUGUAGAAGAACAAAUUGAAAUUGCUAGCUAUGAACAGACAACAGAAAAGGCUGAAAGAUGGGGCUAGAGGGCAACUUUACCUUUGAUUUACAGCAGCAUUGAAACUUGAUACUACCUCUAUUUGGUAUCAAGAAAACACUAUCCCAACUGCAGACCUGUAUUUAGAGUAGGAUUAGGGAAAUAGUCUCUAGAGAUUUCUUAAUAGAUGAAUGAAAUGACACAAAGUGCUCCAGGAGUGAUGGGCAGUGGGGGUGGCAGGGUUGCUGUUGCUGUUAGAGAAAGCCUUAGUUUCACUUGCAUUCUUUCAGUGAAGCCAACUUCCCCAGACCACAGGCUGCUUCUGUGGGGUGGCUCUGCUGAUUAAUUCCAGAAGCUAAAAUAAAAACUAAAACCCCCACCUGUCAUCACUUCUGCUUCACCAUUGCACUGGCUGGUUCUGGCAAGCUUUUCCCACUGAGAAGGGAGGAGGCAUACUUUUCUUAAUAUGUGGCCUUAGGCUCUAUGUGUCUUAACUCCUGCCUCCCUGGGCUGCUAAUGUGGUUCAGCUGAUUUUACCAAAAAACCCUGGCAUGGAUGAAGAAAGGCUUUGAAAACUGAUAGAAACAAGAAGGGAGGGAAGGAUGAGACAGAGGAGUGGUCUUACCCUCCUUACCCAUGGCACUUGUCUUGUUUGGCAUGGUUGCAUUAGUGGCUGUCCCGUUGGUUUCCUUAAUUAGCUUUGAAUUGUUAACAUGCAUGUAAGUACAAAGCAAAACCCAAAGAGCGGGGCAGCAGGGGGCAGUUUUGUACUGCCCAGUCCAUGAGUGGAACUGUGGCCUGCACAAGAUUGAGCUCUGAAUGUCCUGGGACAGAAACUACCUCAGGGCUACAUCAAAGGCCUUGUUAGGAAGCUGACAUUUUAGCCUGGACCCUUAAGGAUUCUUCAGAUGAUCAGGGCAGGAGAGUUCUGUUUGCUUUAUUUUUUUAGGGGUGGUUGGUACAACUCGUUAAAACUGAAAAUGUUUUGCAUAGUUUCUGUGUGAGGCUUUCAGAGGCUGAGGUCUUGGCCAACUGCUCUGGAUUUGGGCAGAAGCCCAGAAUGUAAAGAAGGAGGCUCAGGUAGAGAAAGGUGGAGUGUCAGAGUCAGGGCACUACUGUCCAAGAGACCUCUUGACCUGAAAGAAGUUGCAGUCAAAUAUGUUAGUUUGUCUGUUCUGUCUGAGUGUAAAGACUUGAUACUUUUUACUUUGCUGAGUGCUAAUACAUAUGGAAAGUUGUUUUAACCUUAAAUUAUCAAAUACAUUUUAUCCAAAGCAAAGUAACUUCUGUAUUAUUAGAAUAUGACAGUGGAUAUUUCUGUAUUUUUGUCAAAUAUACAUUUGAGCUCAUCUUAAUCUCAAGGUUGUAAAGUCUGUGUUCUCAUGGCUAUGCUCUUUCUUUCAGUAGAGCUGUACAGUGCUGCUGUAGUCAUGAACCUGUGUGUGGAGUGGAUUUUCCUUCUGAGACUCCUUUUCCUGUCAACAUCAAAGCCUGGCUGCUCCUGAAGGAAUAGAAAUUCAGUGUUAAUGGUCUGAGAAAUGAAGUCCUGAGGUUUCAGAUAAGUCUCCUGAGUCAUUAAACUAUUUUGUGGAGUUUGCCAAUAAAAGAUUUCCGGGAGUUUGGGCGUCAGGGAAA
Melozone crissalis (California towhee) is the source of this 2509-nucleotide messenger RNA. It is a transcript of the gene CISD1, whose product is annotated as CDGSH iron sulfur domain 1. Gene Ontology annotation, molecular function: 2 iron, 2 sulfur cluster binding. The transcript has 3 exons. NCBI's taxonomy places the organism in Eukaryota, Metazoa, Chordata, Aves, Passeriformes, Passerellidae. The record is from RefSeq and is a predicted model, not a curated record. Gene Ontology annotation, cellular component: mitochondrial outer membrane; intracellular membrane-bounded organelle. Gene Ontology annotation, biological process: regulation of autophagy. The coding region runs from base 49 to 375 and encodes 108 amino acids.